Messenger RNA from Capsaspora owczarzaki ATCC 30864, 3554 nucleotides. RefSeq lists its product as hypothetical. Gene Ontology annotation, molecular function: cysteine-type deubiquitinase activity; zinc ion binding. Lineage: Eukaryota; Filasterea; Ministeriida; Capsasporidae. The transcript is spliced from 7 exons. The record is from RefSeq and is a predicted model, not a curated record. Gene Ontology annotation, biological process: protein deubiquitination. The coding region runs from base 129 to 3449 and encodes 1106 amino acids.
GUCUGUCUUUCUGAGACGACAAGAAAGCCGGCGCUCCCCCACACCCCUUCUCCUCCCUCCGGCUUUGCUACCCUCCUUGAUCCCUCUCACAAACUCUAGGGGGGUUGAUUACGCAUAUUUCGCCAGUCAUGAUGGACGUCUCCAGUCGGCCAGUCCCAGUGCCCGUCCCGGUGUCGCCUGGCGCGGAAUCGACCAACUCGGACGACAAUGACGGCUGCCCGCACGCCGCGCGCGUCCUGUCCCUCGACAAUCUCGCAAUCAUCCAGUCGCUCAUGGACCAGCACGUCGUCAAGCGCAGGCAGCAGCUGGCCAAGGCGCGCCACUCGUUGCCGUCGUCCUCGUCCGCGUCAGCACUUUCCGCUCAAGCUGAUCUCACCCAGUACAAGCCAAUGGUGACCGCUACCACGACCGCCGCCGUCCCAAGCAACGCGUCUGCUGCUGCGCGUGACACUGUCAAUGGCGGUGGCGAUGGCCAGCCAGCAGCAGAGGCACUCGCGCUGGAACGGGCAAUCCGGUACUGCGCCGAGUGCAAUGCACAGCACCACCACCAGACAGCGCCAGACACAAUGGCAACGAUGAUGCUUGCUCCGGAUGCUGCAAAAGCGCUUGCGGCGGCGGCUGCAUCCCUCGCGCAGACCAACACAUCUUCGUCAAGCAACAGCCAUCCGUCCAUCGCGACGCUGCAGCUCGCCCAAGCACUCAUUUACGACAUGUAUGCCAACACGGACGUGCUCGCAAAGGCAACGUACGACCCUGCGGCGGGGUCGGAUGUCUGGGUAUGUCUCUCGCCCGGCUGUCGACAUGUCGGCUGCGGCCAGCAAUCUCGCCGACACGGUUUGGCGCACUUUGAAACGCACAAGCAUCCUCUCGUCAUUCGGGCUGGCGUGCCCAUGAUAUGGUGCUACGCUUGCAACAACGAGGUGUUUAUCGCGUCGUCGGAGACCACUGACAGCGCCCCGGCCACCCCCAUUGACGACCAUGACCAACCGAGUCACGCCAACCACCACAACAACAACCACAACCACAACCACGCCAACGCGAAUCAACCCACCCCAAUGGAUACAGACGACGAUGAACGCACCAACCGCAACCGGGGAUCGGGUGGAGAGCUGCAGCGGCACCAUCGAGAUCGAACCGCCGGGUCCACCAGCAGCGGCGGCGGCAGCAGCAGCAAGCACAGCAAAGACACUGGUCUCGGCGGCCAUCGUGCCCUGCAAGUGCAUCCGCGAGCGCUGAUGGCCGAAUUGUCGCCGAACGGUGGAAUCUCCGGGCUCAACAACCUGGGCAACACUUGCUACAUGAACGCACCGCUGCAAGCGCUCGCACACCUGCGGCCGCUGCUCGUUUUCUUCACCAACUUUUACGCACCCAUCCGACCAGUGGCCCACAAGCUGUUUCACAACCAAUCUACGCUCGACCACUUGCAAAUGACCAACGACUUUUGCGAGCUGCUGAGCAACCUCUGGUCGGGCCAGUCCAUGGCGAUCUCCCCCUCACAAGUCGUUCACGAUGUGAAGCGAUUAAACCCAAGCUUCCGAGGCUAUGCCCAUCAAGACGCACAAGAGUUUUUGCGCACGCUCAUGAGCGCGCUGCACGACGACCUAAAGCGCCGAGUGCACACCGUCCCGACGGCUGCGGCUGCUGCCGACCAACAGCAACAGCAACAGCACCAGCACCAGCAACAGCAACAGGCUCACGCUGCCGAGAAAGCAUCUCUGGAUGGAAACGACUCGAUCACCACAUCCAAUCGCGGGGGAAGCGAAGACGGCAGCGAAGACAGCACUACUACUGCAGCGGCUGCUGCUGCUGGUGGUCUUACCAGCUCUGAACAUCACAGCGGAAGCGGCAGCCGGAGAAGCUUUGGUCAGCUCCGCCGAUCGCUGGUCAAACGCAUGUCCAGAAAGGACAAACGGAAGAGCCUCGAGGGCCAAAACCCUCAUCUUCCUUCAACGCAGGAGUCGGCUGCGGAGGAUGGGUCAAAGCCCGCCACUCCUGCCCUCUCACCCAGCACAUCCCAGCAGUCCACUGCCACCUCCACAGCUCCUUCGUCGGGACCUUCGAAACGGUUUUCGAGUGUCAUUAGUUCUGUUUUCGAAGGCCAGCUUCGGAGCGAAGUCGAAUGCGCCAAGUGCCACAAUAUCUCGGUCACGGUGGACAGCUUCUGGGAUUUGAACAUCCCGAUCGCUUCUGGCGCUGUCAGACGCAAAGACACGCGCGUUAUCAACGGCGAAGAUGCGCAGGGCAGCGCCAAUCAAGUUGCCCUCGUGGAAACCAAACCAAGCUGGUCGAUUCUCGGCAUUCUAAGCCAUUUUAAUCCGUUCUCGUCGUGGAAGCCAGUGGCACUAGAAGCUUGUCUUUCUGCUUUUUGCGACACGGAAGAAUUGGUUGGCUCGGAGCGCUACCGAUGCGAGCACUGCAACAAGUUGUGCGACGCCCUGAAAACGCUCUCUGUGCACGUGCUGCCCGAAGUUUUGUGCCUGCACAUCAAGCGUUUCCGUCACGACUCGUACUUGUCCUCCAAGCUGUCCCAGCCAGUGCAGUUUCCGCUGGAAGGCCUGGACAUGCGGCCAUUCCUUGCACCUGGCUCGACCGAAACCAACACCUUGUACACCUUGAAUGCCGUUGUCUCCCAUCGCGGAGGCGUCAACAGCGGCCACUAUGUCGCGUACGCGCAACAUCCGCAAUCGGGCCGUUGGUUUGAGUAUGACGACUCGGAUACAACAGAAGUCAGCGUCCAAGACGUGUUGGAUCAGGAGGCGUACAUUUUGUUUUACUCGCGUGAAUCGGCUGCCGUUGACAAGGAGCGAUCGACUGUCGCCCAACUGAUGGAGCGCGACUACCAAUCCGCAUCAGAUGCUUCCUCUGUGCGCUACAUUUCCAAGCAGUGGCUGGCGUCGUGGAUGACCCUGUCCAAUCCAGGCUCCAUCUCGAACGGGGACUUGUUUUGUGAGCAUGGAGGAGUGCAAAUCCACCUGGAGUCCGUCAUCCAAACGCUGGUGACGCCUGUGCCCGUGUCAGUUUUUCAGUACCUCCAGAACGUUCACCAAGGAGGGCCCGAAAUUAUCUCUCUUGGCUCUUGCUCCGAGUGUUGGCGCGAAGCCGAGCAGCUGCAGCAACGCCGAGACGAGGAAACAGCCGCCAUCACUCGGCUUGAUGUCUGCAAUGAACAAGGCAUUUGGUACAUUAUCUCUGCUGCUUGGCUCAAGCAAUGGCUUGAUUUCAAGAGCUCCAGAGAUCCCAAUGUUUUGCCUCCCGGUCCGAUUUCCAACGAUCGACUACUGGAUGCAAAUGGCGUUCCAUUGCCGCAUUUGAAGAAAGUCACACAUUAUCGUGGUGUCAAUCAAAAGGUCUGGGAGUACUUUAUGAAGCACUAUGGCGGCGGUCCAACCAUGGUCCGCAAGGUCAUCGACAUUCACUCGGCACCUGACUUGCCAGAGAACGAUGUGUAGUUUUAGUAGUGUUGUUACAAAACGAAAAAAAAAAAACAAUACAGUACAUGGACAUGGUGUUUCCCGAAGUUUCAAUUCCAUCGAUUCAGCAGUUUGACCCCAAAC